GCGAAACCAGCGUUGGCGGAUGGAGCACGACAGUCACCCUAGACGAAAUUCGGUAUCAACCGAAGACAUGUUCAAACUGAGGCAGAAUAGGGAUGCUGUUUGUGAUGCAACAGCACCAAACACAUCACCAGCGCAUGCCUCGACAAGGACAAGGAAAAUGUCAAGCGUCCAAGCUCGGGAAACUGAGCACCGCGGGAAGUGCAGUGACAUCACUCCCCAAUCCGCUGGACUCGGUUGCCUUGCUAGCAGUCUCUCUCACGUCCGGGGAUGAUGUGGUAGUCGCAAGCUCUCGUAUUGAUUUUGCGAACUAUGUUGUCGAGCUGGUCCCGCCGUUGAACCAGCCUCUCCACGUGCAAGAUUCAAGCACAUUCAAGGUAGUUCCGUCGUCGGCCAAUGAACAGAUCGCUUCACCAGCCCUUCUAUCGGAGGAUCCGUCAACUUGGGCGAGUCUUGAGGAACUCGAACCGUUGACGGUUGAGGAUUUCCAAUGGUUGCCUCUUCCCUCCACCGGUUCUUUGCCAACACCGCAUUGGAAUGCCUUGAUGGCACAUUUGCGCGAAUACUUGCACGCUGCAGUACCACCUCCGUCGACGGACGGCGGAGUAGCGAUUGUUGACCUUCGUAGCUAUCUUGCGAAGAUCGACCGCGAGCAAGCAACGCAACGGUACGUCGACAUCGACGCGCCGCUCCUCUACAUCCUCAUUCACAUCGGAAAGGCAACCUGCAGUGCCUUGAUCGAUUGUGGAGCAUCUCGCAACUACAUCAGCCAAGACUUCAUGGCACGCGUCGGGCUAGGCCCGCGCAUUCAAAGGAAAAGUCAGCCUACGCACGUCACGUUAGCCGAUGGUCACACGCAAAAGUCAAUCGACCGUUGCGUUGACUCCGUGCCCGUGUACUUCGCCCCGCUAGCAUGUGAGGCCGUGUCAUUCAACAUAUUGGACACUAAGUUCGAUAUGAUCUUAGCCAUGUCGUGGCUGCAAAGCGAAGACCAUCCGGUAAACUUUUAUCGACGCACCGUUCACGUUCGUGAUCGGCGUAACGAACUAGUCCCGUGUACGAUGCCGCUUCCUCAUCCUUCGAUUGGUUGUCACGUGGUCUCCGCGGUGAGCAUUCGCCAAUCCAUCCGGCGGAAUGACAUCGAGGAGAUGGGCAUAUGUUUUCUUCACGCCCUCCCACCAGGUGACAAGCCCAAGACGGACACAUCGGACCCAUGCAUCAUUGAGCUUUUGGACAGCUAUGAGGAUGUCUUUCAAGCUCCCGCCAGAGUCGUACCGGAUCGGCCCAUACGCCACGGGAUCGCUCUCGAGGACGACGCCGUACCUCCGCGCGGAUGUAUCUACCACAUGAACGAAGAGGAGCUUCAAGUGAUUCGGGCGCAACUAGACGACCUCUUGGCCAAAGGCUGGAUUCGCCCUAGUUGUUCGCCAUACGGUGCUCCCGUUCUCUUCGUCCGGAAGAAGAACAAGGACCUUCGUUUGUGUAUCGAUUAUCGAAAACUUAACGCGCAAAGGAUCAAGAAUGUCGGCCCUCUCCCUCAGAUCGAUGAUCUUCUCAAGCGACUAGGCGACGCCAAGUACUUCUCGAAGCUUGACCUCAAGUCCGGAUAUCACCAGAUCGAGAUCCAGCCAAGAGAUCGGUACAAAACCGCAUUCAAGACGCAGUAUGGACACUUUGAGUGGAUCGUCAUGCCUUUCGGUCUCACCAAUGCCCCGACUACUUUCCAAGCGGCUAUGACGACGAAAUUUUGCGACCUGCUCGACCGCACUGUACUCAUUUACCUUGAUGAUAUCUUGGUUUAUAGCCGGUUGCUGGACGAGCACCUCGAGCACCUUCACGCCGUUUUGGAGCAGCUCCGUAUCGCCAAGUACAAGGCAAACCGCGACAAGUGCGAGUGUGCCCAGCAAGAGCUGGAGUACUUAGGCCAUUACGUUACGCCGCAAGGCAUUCGUCCGCUCGCGGACAAAGUACAAGACAUUCAAGAUUGGUCGGACCUCAAGUGUACUACCGACGUCCGCUCCUUUCUUGGCUUAGCAUCAUAUUACAUGCGCUUCGUCAAAGGUUUUCAACGGAUCGUCGCACCAUUGUCGCGACUUCAGUCCCCCUUGGUGCCCUUCGAGUUCAAUGACGAAGCCCGACACACGUUCCAUACGCUGAAGACGGCCUUGCUCCAAGCUCGCGUCUUAAGCAUCUAUGACCCGACCUUGCCUACCAAAGUGACUACGGACACUUCCGGCUAUGGCAUUGGCGCGGUUUUGGAACAGCAUGACGGCAUAGACUGGCAUCCGGUUGAGUACUUCAGCCAAAACGUGUCGCCUAUCAAUACACUUAAUGAUGCGAGGAAGAAGGAACUGCUAGCUUUUGUCACCGUACUUAAGCGUUGGCGUCACUUUCUCCUUGGGCGUCGACGAUUCACGUGGGCAACAGACAACAAUCCGUUGACUUAUUACAAGACGCAAGACACGGUGAGCAGCACGAUCGGUCGGUGGAUGUACUUCAUUGACCAGUUCGACUUUACCCCCAAGCAUAUACCGGGCUCCUCGAAAAAGGCAGCAAAUGCUCUCUCGCGAAGACCUGAUCUUUGCGCCUUGGUGCACUCCACAUUCGGCCUUGACGAGGACCUGCAACAACAUUUCAUAAACGGCUACAAGUCGGAUCUGGGAUUCUCCACACUCUAAGCGGACUUAUCAUCGGAUCAACCACCGACAAGCAAUUAUCGCAUUGUCGACGACUACUUGCUUCUCCAUACACGACGCAAGUACUUGUUGUGUGUUCCCCAAGACCGCAUCUUGUGCACUCGCCUCCUUGGCGAAUACCACGAUUCGCGGCUGGUGGGACACCUUGGCAUCGCACGCACACUAGCACGACUCCGCCAACGAUUUCACUGGUCCGACAUCAUCAGCGACGUUAAGCGGUACAUUCAGUCAUGCGCAGUUUGCCACUAGAACAAAGGGCGCCAUCAGCU
Molecule: messenger RNA, 2962 nt
Organism: Chara braunii
Lineage: Eukaryota; Viridiplantae; Streptophyta; Charophyceae; Charales; Characeae
Source: the annotation of a GenBank genome assembly